This is a messenger RNA of Penaeus indicus, 8785 nucleotides long. RefSeq names its product zinc finger protein rotund-like. Gene Ontology annotation, molecular function: DNA-binding transcription factor activity, RNA polymerase II-specific; RNA polymerase II transcription regulatory region sequence-specific DNA binding. Gene Ontology annotation, cellular component: nucleus. The transcript has 5 exons. The record is from RefSeq and is a predicted model, not a curated record. Bases 1149 to 2813 code for a protein of 554 amino acids. Lineage: Eukaryota; Metazoa; Arthropoda; Malacostraca; Decapoda; Penaeidae. Gene Ontology annotation, biological process: regulation of transcription by RNA polymerase II; embryo development.
UCGGUAGUCCUGCUGUUGCUCCGAGACGAGUGCUGGGGACGGCCUGCGUUGACGCGGGAGUAGUUCGUGUUAUCGUGAAUCGGGUUGUUUGCCUGGCGGAGGAGGACUGAUGGGUUAUCCUCAGAGGGAAAAGUAGCUGUUGUGAAGACACCGUGGCGUAGAUGGCAGGACAAAGGAAUUUCGCCACCACUGAAGAGCCUUGGACUGCGACGCCGCGGCGACAACUCUCUGACGACUGGCCGGCCUCGGCGGCUUACACACGCACGCACACGCGGCAGCGGCGGCGGCAGCGGCGGUAGUGGCGACACAGCGUGCGUGGUGAGCUCGGGCCACACUCACUCUCUGGCCUCCGCGCUCACACACUCACUCACACGCCGGCCGUCGCGCGUGACACUACCCACCCGCGGCCCGCCUGCCUCCCGUCCGGCGCCACGCAUCCCGCGGGCACACCCACCCGCCGCUCGCACCACAGUUCCUCGAUCGUGCCUUCUACUGUUCAGCUCUUGUGCUCCACCUAGUGCUGUGUCGUGCGCCACGUGUGGUAUCAUACCCGCUUACCGUCCACUAUAUCCGUCACCGUACGUGUGAAUUGAAAACGAAAUCUUCCAGUGUGUUAAAACUUGAAUUCCGCCCAAUUGUUAUGAAUGUGAACUCUUACUGACGUUUUAAUGCAUAAUAUUUUUUGCUAGCAACAUUUAGUUCUUGAAAAAUAGUCUUGAUAAUAUAAAUGAUAACAGAAAAGAAAGGAAAGAUAAGGACGGUUUGUUCUGCUCUCUUCCCCUUGCCUGUUGUCGCCAAGGGUAAAUGAGGGAAACAGCGUGCAAGUCGGAGUGACCAAUCUGUAAUCGAGUGUCGUGGCCAGAACCUGUAGGCGCUUCCCUGGAGUCCCUCUGUGUUUGUCCGAUAUUUGAAGGCACCGCCAGGUGGUCGUGGCGAAUAUUAACAGGUGGUUGCGCAGUGUGUACCUGAGAACCGAUGCGCGCGAACCCCACCACGCGAUAGGACUAUCCCAGUGUAAACUCAAGGAAUAAAACAAGUGUGAGAGCAUAGUAGUUCAUCUCAAGGAGUCGAGUGCCACCUUAAGGAUAACCGGCAACCAGGUGGUGUCAGGGGUCGCCCAGGUGAGUGGCGAUACGCCUGACGAGGUGAUGAGUGCUAUGAAGAUGCACUAUUCGACCGGCACGCCCCCGUCGUUCCCGAUGCCUCGCAAUCUCUUCUUCUCCAACCUGGAUGAGGUAAGACGCCCUUCCACACCCUCCAACUACAGCCACUACGCCCACACCUCCCCGCGACCAGCUGAGGCGGCGCUGGUGUGGCCCCCGGGCGGGGAGGGGUCGCACAAUAAGGGGGCGGGUGUCGCGGGCGGCGUGGGCGGAUCCUCGCCGCCCACGUCCCAGCAAGCGGCGCCCCAGGGACUGGUGCACUGGAUGAGCGUCAUGGCCGAGCACAUGAACAACCCCCAUCAUGAUGCUGUGCAUUACAUGUGGAAUGGCGUAGAGAGCAAAAUGAACGCGACGCCAGACCAGCACAACUCAUCGUCACCCAUGCAUAAAGGUCACCCCAACAGUUUGGACGAGCGGCUGGAUGGGCGGAGCCUCGACAUCUCGCACAACAUGGCGCCCGCCUCCCUCUACGCCCGUAGCAAUGGGUCGGCGUCAUCCGCCUCCCCGCCCACGGUGUCUACGCCCUCCAUGCUCAUCGUCCCCCAGCCCAUCAACGCCGCCAAGAUGCCGCCCACGCCGCCUGGUAUCGGACAAAACCCGCCCAAUAACGGUUCCGCUCGGAAGUACCAGUGCAAGAUGUGUCCACAGAUCUUCGGAAGCAAGGCCGACCUGCAGUUGCACACUCAGAUCCACAUGCGGGAAGCCAAGCCAUACAAGUGUUCGCAGUGCUCCAAAGCCUUUGCCAACUCAUCCUACUUGUCCCAGCACACUAGGAUUCACUUGGGUAUCAAACCCUACCGUUGCGAGAUUUGCCAGCGCAAGUUCACACAGUUAUCGCAUCUGCAGCAGCACAUCCGUACCCACACCGGGGACAAGCCCUACAAGUGCCGCCACCCGGGAUGCAACAAGGCCUUCAGUCAGCUGUCCAACUUGCAGAGCCACUCCCGCUGCCAUCAGACGGACAAACCCUACAAAUGUAACUCGUGCUACAAGUGCUUCGUGGAUGAGGCCUCUCUCCUGGAGCACAUCCCCAAGCACAAGGAAAGCAAGCACCUCAAGACUCACAUCUGUCAGUAUUGCGGCAAGAGCUACACGCAGGAGACGUAUUUGCAGAAGCACAUGCAGAAGCAUGCUGAGCGGGCAGACAAGAGGCCGCCCCUCUCUGGCCACGGCGUGCGACAGGAGAACCCAUACUGGCCCAAGCCUGACACUACAGCUCUCGAGGCCAUGGACGGCCGCAUGUCGGAAGCGUGUCUUCAGGGCUCCCUCGAUCCUUCCCGUCACUUAGGCCGCGACCACAUUGAUCCUCGUGCGGAGGAGAUCCGCCACACUCCCGCCCACAUGCCUGUCUCAAACAUGUCCUACGACUCCCUUGCUACAAAGACGUCGUCGGCAUUCACGCCCAUCCAGACGAGUAUGUUGCCCAUCAGUGGUGGAACACAGCUGUCCAUGGCGGCGUCAUCAUCACAGCGCUACUUCCCGUACGACCCCAUCAGCUUCCCCAAGACGCACACACAAAUGCCCUCCAUGGACGUCAAGCCCAACCAGUUCCCCAACCAGCUCAUCUCGCUCCAUCAGAUCCGCAACUACGCCCACCAACCCACUAUGAACUCCGACUUGCUCCUGAAGGACAAGGGUGUUACUCAAUAGUGUGUCGAGUGGACCGCGGGCCGCACCCAGGCUCCAAUGUCGACUGAGAGUGGGCCGCAUCAGGUGGCCCACGACUCAGGCGCUUCCCUACGGUGCAGGGGCCGCCGCGUGCGGACCAUGCCGGUAGGAGGGGCUGAAUACAGGGUAUUGAUGGCACGGGGCAAGGGCACGGGAGAGGGCGCCGCCUUGCAGCAGCAGUGGUCAUGGCCGGUGCCCCCGAGUGAGGGCCCGGUGACGAGUUGUGAUACGUGCCCGGUGAUAGCUGGACGAGGUCUGUAAGACAAGUCGCCUGACUCUAAGGAACGCUCGCUUAGCAGGGAAACGUUAGUGUAAAUGUGCAAUAACCACACUAAACGCAAGAGUACACUCGUGUUGCAGGAACUGCUUCUCACGUCUGUUUGUUAGAAAUGCCACUGUUGAGGACUGACCGAAACGGUUGCAGAGCUGUGAGGGACAGGAGAGGGUUUGGGGUCGAGUGGAGUGAGAGCGAGGUGGUAGUGUUAGUGGAGCUCUGCCCCCACCCCCAUGUGUAGCACCAACGGCAUCAAAAAGAAACAAACAGCAGCCAAGCGCUCUCCCGUACAAACCCACCAGAAUACAGUUCACGUUCCUCUUCACUGUUAUAGUGAGCAACUCUCCGAUAUCGUGAUAGCUAAACAAGCAAUACUGUUACUAGUUAUGGUGCCUUCCACCAUCCAUCGAAACCCAUAGAUUCCCCCAACCAUAAUUUUACUUUAACCGUAGCACAAAACAUCACUUUGUUUUAUUUUAAAUUGUAUACGUGAUUUUCUAUGAAAAUAUUGUAUUUUUCAUCUGUUUCCCUGAUCAUCUUAGUACCUAACUUGUUUCUACCAAGCGUACUGACUUGCUCAGCACUGAAAGAUGUUCAACAACCAUCAUGUUACAAAAUUCUCCGGCCUUGGGGGACGAUAGAUUUGUGUAAGAGCUGACAAACAGGUCGCUGAGCAAGCCCGGACGCCCGUAUCUUUCUUCUGUAUGUCCUACCUCCAAAAAGAAAAUAGACGGUUCCAGAUGAAAUUGUUUUAGAUACAUUGUAAUGUUGGACCCAGUUGGCCCCUGUCUUCGGGUCCUUUGGCCCUGGCGUCUGUCAAGGCCACCCCUAGAGUCCUCCAGUGUUUGGACCAGGACUCCCACACCCUAAACCUCGUUGCCCACGCAAGACUGCCUCGCUUGUGUGCGGGCAGUACUAACCUCCUCCAUCCAGGAAGUAUACGAUUAUUUCUACGUCAUGUCUUGUGUGUGUAUUAAAUAACGUCUGAAGUCUCUUGUAGUAGCAAGUUUCCCGUUUUGAAACAGAUAAUAAGGGUCUUAGGAAGAGCUUCUGGCAGACUCAAUAACACGUGUCCUUAAAAGAAUAUAAUUUCAAGUUUUUUGUAUGAAGAUUAGUAUAAUGUAUUGACCAAGUAAUUGUAAAAAGGUCUAUUUGUGAUGACUCUGUCAUUCGGAAGACUGUAGAUUUUCAAAGUGAUUCUGGCCAGGGGUUCGCUUCAUCAUGCCCUUUUAAUACAAUUUUCAGACCUCACUUCAGUCGAAUCUUAAUAAAGGCAAUCAGGGGCCAAGCAUCAAAACUCCACAUGUUACAGUAUUCAGCACUUCUCUGUAAUCUACAUUCUUCCGCCAACAUUCAAAACAGGUACUACACCUUGACUACUGUCUCUUACGGACACUACUACUUUUGUAUGCCGCAAAAGUUCUGUAUUAUGCAUGGGUAGAAGGUUAAUGAAGAAGUACUCAGUAGCGAACAUAGCUAGUAUGACUUGUUACUCCGUUUCCUUUUGUACUUACGAAUAUAGGGAGUGAAAUAUUAGAAUAACGUUGGUUCAUUUUCUAUAUAUUUGCAUGGAUAAUAGAAUGUAGCAACAUCUUCUGUCGUAUAUAAUAUGAAAAAACGUGAUGUUGAUAGACAAAGGAGGUAAAAGGUGUCCGAAUGGAUGAAUGAAUGUGGGAAGAUAAUGUUCGAAUUCUUUAAAAAAAAAAAAGUAGCUUAACACUGUUGUAAGCAGGGCCGCAUUGAGGAUACGUACUGAAAGAAGAAGCUGUUGACCCUCAUUUUUUAUAUAUAUAUAUAUACAUAUACAUAAACUUACGCAUCCAUUUGGAGGGAUUUGUAGUGACCUAACGAGUGAUACUGUGUUUCUACAGAUUCUCAGACGGCAACAAUUCGUCGAUGUUGAAUGGCCUCAUCUGGCAGGGAUCUUGAAUGUGGCUCUGAAACUGUCAGUUGUGAGUGAUAUUUUGUACAGUAGCCGCAGUAAAGUCCGACCUCCCCAUAUGAUGUUACUGUGAGAGGAACUUAAACAUCAAAAUAUGUUUGCUCAACAUAGCGACUUGUUCGUUUUGGCACGUUAACAGAUGUUUGUGUUAUUGUUAAUUCAGGUGUUGACUGUUAUAAACGGCUCGUAAAAAAAGGUCACACUUAUGGGGAAUUCUCGUACUCAACACGACUCGUUUGGUUCAUGCUAAGCUCGUCUGAUUGUGUUCUGAAGUGGUGAUUGUCGCGGCCGGGAGCGGAACCCAUCAGAGUAGAUUUCAGCGUGAACGAACAGCUUGUGCUCUCCACGACAAUUCUCCUCCGGGACGCCUCCUCUGCGCUCUUGUCCAGAACCACGCGGGGGCGGCCACGAGGCUUCGCGAAAGCAUUUGCUCGUUCAAAAUUAAAUGCAUGCAUACAUACAUACACACAUACAUACAUACAUACAUACAUACAUACAUACAUACAUACACACACACACACACACACACACACACACACACACACACACACACACACACACACACACACACACACACACACACACACACACACACAUAUUAACACACACACACACACACACAUUAACACACACACACACGCACGCAUAUACGUACGUACAUAUGUGUGUGUGUGUGUGUGUGCCUGUUUGUCUGUCCACAAACACAUGCACAUGUAUGUAUGCAUGUAUUUGUGUUUGUGUGUAUGUAUGUAUGUAUGUAAGAAUUUUUAAAAAUCUAAAUGUGUCAAGAAUGAUGUAUGUAAAUAGCCGUGAAUGGAAUUCUUCCUCUUCAUCAAUGUAGAUUUCUUUGGAAAGACCACAGUGUUUUAGUCGCGGUGGAAACUCCGAGAAGAAACAUUGCAGUGUGUUUCGACUUGGCCGAAGCCUCGUGCCUCCCCGGGUGUCUGGAUUAGCAAGGCUCGCCCGCACAUCCUCGCAGUGUGAUUGAAGCUGCGUGCAUGGCUUACCAAAUCUUUCAAGAGCUCUUUGGUUAAGAAUAAAAGGUCCUUAAUUGAUGUAAAAAGAAAUCUUUUUUUCCUGCAUCCUUGUCAAUCUUUCUUUCUGUCCAUUCCCCUCAGCUGAAACAACUGCGUCUUUGCUCUUUAUUUUCUUGUCUUCCCCUUCCCCUCUGAACAUCCCGAUGUCUCCCCUUCCCCUCCCUCUUCGCUGACGAAUGUCCGCGGUCUGGACAGCAUGACCUGUUGGUCUGUGCGCGGGUCAGGAGUUGACCUUGCCGCUAAGGUCAAAAGCCCGACACGACGGUCUGUUCGCCAGACCCAAGAGCCGAGUCCGCCCGCCGGCCCGGGUCCUUCGCGGGAUGCCGGCGCUCGCGCGGGGCGGCGAGGCUUGUGGCGGCGGACGGCGCGGCGCAAGACUCGAUCCCUGACAACGCGGUCCUCAGUGUGGAUGCCCUCGCGAGUGGCCGGUGCGGUUCCCCAGUGACGUUCAUGUAUCCAGCUUUGAGUCUGUUUAUUCAUUGAUGUUUACCCCCUCCAAGACCUACGGAAUUAAUCGCGUGAGGAGAGAGUCUUUUUUAGGACGCUGAAGUUAUAUUUGUAUUUUUUUUCUCUUUUUGUUACUGCCACAUAUGAUUGGGAAAUCAAUUAGGCGCUUCUCAAGGUGUGAUAUUAGUAAGUUGGGUGACCCGGCGUGGUGCUUGAGCUGACCUUUGCAUACCGUUAGUGGGUUCACCGGCCCCGCCCACUUGGUUCAUCGUGGGCGGGCCCAUCAACCCACUGCAUGGCCGUAAGACUAGCUGCAAGCGCCAGGCCGUAUCUCACUCUUCACAGUGUGUAACGCUGUCUAAAUUGUGUAAGGUUAGCCCAGAGGCGUAGCGAACCCCAGCAGCCACCCCUUGCAUCGCCGCCGUGGGCGUGGAGAAGAAGAGGGCGGCGGCGCAUCGCGGGCGUGGGCGCUGGGCGGGGGGACACCAUGGGACCCUGUGGUCACGCUGCUGACUCGUACAGUUGUCCGAUGUUCCGGUGCGGAUUUGAUGAGGGCAUCUGAUGCCAAAAAUGGAAGAAAUGAUAAUCGCCUUGACUGUGCGCGAAAAAAUUACGUAAGGAUGAAUUGGGCUUUCAAUCUGUCACAUUUGUAUUGUGGAUUGUUAAGAGUAGCUGCCCGAUGGCUCCGUGCGGUAUGUAUAUAUGUGCAAGGCAAGUGUGAAGGGAAAUCAUGUUAUCUUCAUACGGUUAAAUCACUCGACUAUGUGUUGAAGAAAUGAAUAUGCUAUGGUGCUGCAUUCGUGUUCCUGGUUGGUUAUCAUUUGUUAUCCAGAUGUUGCAUUUUUUUUAGUACCAUGUUUGCCGUUAUUCCAAACAUUUCCGUUAUAGAGAAAGGAGAAGAACAGUCUCCUUUUUUAUCGCCUGUUGAGAAAGAUUUCAAAUGGUUUUGUUACCUCUACUACGGUAGUGGAGCGUAGUACAAAGUAGGCAGAGUAAGAUUAAGCUUAGAAUAUAACAUGUUAAUUGGUGGAAGGAUCUUUCUCAAUAAGCACGACAGACCCAGGAUUUAUUUACAUUACAGAAGAGGUGGGUGGUACAGGGUCGACACUUUGACCUCCAGUAUCCAUGACACUUGAUUAAGUAAGCAGGUCUCUUUCUGCGAGACAAUUUUUACAGGGUAUUUUAUUCUAUAUUGACUCUGUAACCACCCUAUAACUACCUCCAACCUCGUAUAUCUUGCUUAUAAUACGUGAAUCCAACACAGUUAGUGUUGCCAGGGAUCCUAUUCCCAUUUUCUGUAGUUAUAGCCACUUUUUUGUUUAUAUAUGUUUUCUUUGAUUGCCCAUCCUACCCCAUGUCUCUCUCCCGCUUGGUCAAUGCUUGUCUGCAAUGAACGGAUGGAAGUUGUUUCAAGCACAUCACUUUGUAGGUAAUAUUUGUAGUGAUAAUAGGCUCUCUUUUCCUCUAUCAAAUUUGUGAUAGCGCAUCCUAGUAAUAUAAAUAGUGUUAUUUUAACGGGGGAUGUUACAAUGGAAGAUAACCUUUGAAUGCAGGGAAAAAAAACUGGGUUGCAUUUCGAUGCGUACCAAAUGUACUGUAAUAUAGUAAUAUUGACCUUUUCUCUGUAUUCCCAAAGGGCUUAAUGGUUUAACUGUUGUAAUGUCUCUACAAUUAUAUUAUUAUUUGUCCAAUCCUGUAAGAAUUAACGAUGUUCAGUUGUGUUAACUACACAGUAACAUUUGUUUUCAAAGGCAAAGUUUGAGACUGAGUAGACCAAAUAAAUAUAUACAAAAAAGCCAUGUAACCCAAAAAAGUGAAUAGGGGCCUUUUAGUGCAUAACAUUAAUAGUAAUUGAUAUGUACAACGUCUAAUCUUGACUGUAACAUUGUGGAAGGAAUUAGCAGUAGAUUCAACACUGCAAAAGUACAUGACUCUUGAAGCAUGUGGCUGCAUGCCGACUGGUGGUCAUAGUGUCUACUUUUUAUUGUUUCAAUUUAUUUUAUGGUGUGAUCGGGAGCAUGGUUAUUAUUAUUAUCAUUAUUAUCAUCGUUAUUAUUAUUAUUAAUUAUUAUUAUUAUUAUUAUUAUUAUUAUUAUUAUUGUCUUUAGUUUGUUUGGUUAUGUUUAUUAUUAUUGUUAUAAUCAUUAUGUGUCCCAGAUGUUUCACUUUUUGUUCAUCGUAUUUUCUACACCCAUUAUAAUUUCUUCUAAUUUUAAUUUUGUGUUUUCUAGAAUAAUUAAAGUCACCCAUGUAU